Messenger RNA from Rotaria socialis, 1377 nucleotides. NCBI's taxonomy places the organism in Eukaryota, Metazoa, Rotifera, Eurotatoria, Philodinida, Philodinidae. The record is from the annotation of a GenBank genome assembly.
AUGACGCUCAACGGUUUCGGAAACGAAACCGUUGUUGGUUCAUAUAUUCCGAUUGAUGUGAUUCGUCGUCGAAAAGAACAACUUAAACGAGAAAUACAGGAAAUUCGUGAAAAAGUUGCUCAAUGUGAAGUUGAAAUGUCUAUAAUACAAUCUCAUAAUAAUAUAAAAUUAUCAGAUCCAAGCCGUUCAAAUAUUGAACAGAAACUGGAUAAUUUUCGUACGCGUUUUCAUGGACAUUCCUUGACAACUGAACCCAAACAUACAACAAAAUCUUCGAUAACAGAACCAUUAAAACCAAUGCCUUAUGUUUGUUAUUUUAAUGUAACUGUUUCACUUAAAAAAUCUCGACUAUUAAGUCGUCAACAUGGAAAUAUCAAACAAUUGUUAAUUGGCAAAAGACAAUUUAAUGAAAAUCCAAAUGAAGGCAUUCGUUGGCUUGUUGAAAAUAAUAUUUUUCCAAAUACACCAGAACAUUUGGCUGCAUUUUUAUUCAAUGAAACAGGUUUAAGUAAACGUGCAAUUGGUGAUUAUCUUGGAGAAAAAGAUGAUUCUCAUGUCGAAGUGCUUAAACAUUACGCUCACAUGUUUGAUUUCUUUUCAACAGAUAUUGUUGAAGCUCUCAGACGUUAUUUAUACACAUUUCUUCUUCCGGGUGAAGCACAAAAAAUUGACCGAAUAAUGGAAGCAUUCGCUCAACGCUAUUAUGAAUGUAAUCCAGAUAUUUAUGCUAAUGCGGAAGUAUGCUUUAUUUUAUCAUUUGCUAUCAUAAUGUUAAAUACAUCGCUGCAUAAUAAAAGUGCUCGUUUGGGUGGUCUUCUUACGCAUGAAAAAUUUGUCAACAGUUUAAAUGAAGCUAUUUCGCGUCAAGCUAUGCCAGAUUCAAAUCUAAUUAAGAAUAUUUAUGAUAGUAUAAAAAAUAAUGAAUUAAAAUUUCCUGAUGAUGAUAUUGACUUAUCUGAUGUUAGCGCAAGAAUGAAAGAAGGUGAUUCUACAAUAUUUAAAGAAGGAUGGUUAUGGAAACAAGGUGGUCGUGUUCGACAAUGGAAACGACGAUGGUUUGUUAUUACUGAUGGUUGUCUUUUUUAUUAUGAAUCUCGAACAGAAGUUGAUAAUCCUCGUGGUAUAAUACCAUUGGUUGAUGUUGGCGUUCGUGAGAUCGACGACGAUCGUACGAAACAAUUUUGUUUUGAACUUUUCCCACUUGCUGGAGAAAAAGUUAAAACAACAAAACCCACACCAGGUGAAACAGGAAAAGCUACGGAAGGUCAUCAUACAGUUUAUAGAAUGUCUGCAUCAUCAGAAGAUGAACGUAAAGAUUGGAUUCGAGCAUUACGCAUCGGAAGUCAAAAUGCUUUACCAAAACAGCGUUCAUCGUAA